AUGAGGGCAUCUUCUCAGUGCAACUCAGCUGAACUCACAUCUCCUGUCAAUAUGUCCUACAACUACUGCUCUGGAAACUUCUCCUCCAGCUCCUGUGGGGGCUACCUGCGCUACCCAGGCUACUCCUGUGGCUAUUCAUACCACAGCAACCUGGUCUGCAGCACUGACCUCUGCUCUCCCAGCACCUGCCAGCUGGGUGCCUCUCUGUCUAUAAGAGUUUUCAGGAGACCUGCUGGGACACCCCUAGCUGCCACAUGUCCUGUGUGGAGUCCAGCCCCUGCCAGACCUCCUGCUACAGCCCCAGAAUCUCCUUACUCUGCGGUCCCUGCCAGUCGACUUACUCUGGAUCGCUAG
Molecule: messenger RNA, 354 nt
Organism: Chlorocebus sabaeus (green monkey)
Lineage: Eukaryota; Metazoa; Chordata; Mammalia; Primates; Cercopithecidae
Gene: KRTAP13-1L
Product: keratin-associated protein 13-1like
Source: RefSeq, marked inferred